AGCCUAUAAUAUGUGAUGACACAUUUCCUGCGUCCUCAGGUAAAGACCCUGAUCUCCCAGGGAGAACCUUGACGUGAAGAAGCUUCAGGAGCUGCUGGUACAGUAUAGAAAAACACAUCGACUUGACCUGACCCCGCUUCUCCAAACCUGUUUUAGGACACACAGAUGCUGGCUGGCUGAGCUGCUGCCCAGUCGCCUCCUCCUCCUCCUCCUCUUCCUCCUCCUCCUCCUCCUCCUCAGGUCCCUCCCACCGCCACCUGGCUCUGCUGCGCACCGCCGACUGGAGGCAGAGAGCCGCUACUCCUGUUCAUCAUCACGCCAACGGAGAGCAGAAAAACAAGGAGCCCCUUGACCGAGGGUGUGUGUGCAUGCAAUUUUUCUCAUAUUUCAAAAAUUUCUACAGACCGACUCGACGUUUUCAAGGAUUUUUGGAGGAAAAGUACAUAAAGGCGGAUAGAGAAACCAGACGAGUGUCCUUGCGCACUAUACUGCAUCCUCCCUCUCCAUCUCUGUCUCCUUCUCUCUCCUCCAGCUCUGCGCUUUUACAACACUGCUCCCAUCCUGAACAUCCCCAGUGACUGAUCACUUUAUUGCUAAAGCCGUGCAGCUGCCCUUCUUCUUCUUUUUGUCGGAGUUUGAACCACAUUUCCGAGCUGCUGGAAGUACACACCGCCAGAGCCAACUGAGAGCUGGAAGGACUCUGCAGCUUCAGUCUUCCAGACACGAGCAGGAUCAUCGAGGGGAGCUCGCAAAGGACUGUCAAAAGGACUGGAAAUUAUUUAGCCCUCUCACACCAACGUACCGCAUGGUGGGAAUUUCUGCCUCUUUUCAGUACCGCACUGGGAAGCGCUCCACCAUGCCCGACUCACCUGCGGACGUCAAGACACAGUCCAGGUUGACCCCUCCUACCAUGCCACCUCCACCCAGCACGCAAGGAGCACCUCGUAACAGCUCCUACACCCCCACCACAUUAACCAAUGGCAGCAGCCACUCUCCCACGGCGCUCAACGGUGCUCCGUCUCCUCCAAACGGCUACAGCAACGGCCCCAGCUCCUCCUCCUCCUCCUCGCUGGCCAACCAGCAACUGCCGCCGGCCUGCGGCGCCCGGCAGCUCAGCAAGCUCAAGCGCUUCCUCACAACUCUGCAGCAGUUUGGCAACGACAUCUCACCUGAGAUCGGCGAGCGGGUCCGCACGUUAGUGCUGGGACUAGUGAAUUCCACGCUAACCAUCGAAGAAUUUCACUCCAAGCUCCAAGAAGCCACCAACUUCCCUCUGCGACCUUUUGUCAUCCCUUUUCUGAAGGCCAACCUGCCGCUCCUACAGAGGGAGUUGCUGCACUGCGCCAGGCUGGCCAAGCAGAACCCGGCUCAGUACCUGGCCCAGCACGAGCAGCUUCUCCUGGACACCAGCACCACCUCCCCGGUGGACUCCUCCGAACUCCUGCUGGAUGUCAACGAGAACGGCAAGAGAAGGACGCCAGACAGAACCAAAGAGAACGGCUUCGAGCGAGAUGGCGCCCUGCACCCGGAUGUUCACCCCAGCAAGCGGCCCUGCACCAUAAGCCCCGCCCAGCGCUUCAGCCCGUCCAAUGGGCUCUCCUACCAACCCAACGGCCUGCCCCACCCGGGCCCGAUCCCUCCGCAGCACUACAGGCUGGAUGACAUGGCCAUCGCCCAUCACUACCGCGACAACUACAGACACCCCGCGUCCAAUCAUCGGGAGGUCCGGGACAGAGCCAGGCCGAUUGGUAUGCAUACAGGGACAAGGCAGGAGGAAGUGAUUGACCACAGGCUGACAGACAGAGAGUGGGCUGAGGAGUGGAAGCACCUUGACCAUGUAAGAAAACUGCUGAACUGUAUCAUGGACAUGGUGGAGAAGACGAGGCGCUCGCUGACAGUACUGCGGCGGUGCCAGGAGGCCGACCGCGAGGAGCUCAACUACUGGAUCCGACGAUACAGCGACGCCGAAGAGCUGAAGAAGGGCGCCGCUAGUGGGCAGUCGAGGCAGCAGAGCCCGGCAGCACAAGAAAAUGCAACACCAGAAAUUCACAGGGAGCUGCUGCACCGGCCCGUGUCUGGCUACGUCCCUGAAGAGAUCUGGAAGAAAGCUGGUACGGGAGGCUUGACUUCCUCUGUCUCCACACUCUUUCCAGAAGAGGCCGUGAAUGAAGUGAAGCGACAGGCCGUGUCGGAGCUACAGAAGGCCGUGUCAGAGGCCGAGCGCAAGGCUCACGAGAUGAUCAGCAGCGAGCGGGCCAAGAUGGAGCGCACGGUAGCCGAGGCCAAGCGGCAGGCGGCCGAGGAUGCGCUCUCUAUAAUCAACCAGCAGGAGGACUCAAGCGAGAGCUGCUGGAACUGCGGCCGCAAAGCCAGCGAGACGUGCAGCGGCUGCAACACGGCGCGCUACUGCGGCUCCUUCUGCCAGCAUAAGGACUGGGAGAAGCACCACCAUGUCUGCGGUCAGACCCUCCAGGCCCAGCAGCAGCAGCAGCAGCAGCAGCAGCAGCAGGCCAGCCAGCAGCAGGGGAGCGUCCCGGGGUCAGAGACCCCCGCUCCCGUCAGCUCCUCCGCCUGCACCCCGAGCAGCGGGACUGGGAGUCCGGCUGCCACCCCGCCUGCUGCUACCCCUCGCUCCUCCACCCCCAGCACCCCGUCCUCCUCCGCCCUGGAUGGCACACCGCGCUAAGAGACUCACGGAGGCGAAGGCCCCCUGGGCUUUUACAGCCAGCCCUCGACCCCACAAACAGCAUGACUGUCCACAUUGCCUUGCAAAGAUACUAAGCUUAACGUGGCUAACAGAAAGAGAAGGCAAUGCUUCUGUCUAUCUUGCAGCGUAGUCAUAUAGAAGGAGGGAGGAGGAGGAGGAGGAGGAGGAGGAGGAAGAGGUCCAUAAUCAGGUCAUAUUGACUUGCCAUGACUUUAAAGAAACACAAAGAUAUUCUUUGUUCUGAAUGAAUGAAUUUAAAUAUUGACAUCCUUUUAUCUUGCUAUUCUUGUUGUCCGUUUGUCGUCGUGCCUGUCGUUGUUAAUGUUGUUGUCAUUGUAGCUUAUCUUAUUUUUUCCUGUAAAUAAUUAAAGAGACUGAGCAGAGAUAGCCGUGAACUCCAGACAAGUAUAUCUGACCUCCCCUUUUUUUUUAAAUGUUUUUAUUUUCCAUCCUUGAAUUAACGCUUAUUUCCUUCCUGUACCUGGGGCAAGAGACGAGUCAACCUCAUUUUACCAAACUAGCUGGCAGAACGAGUGACGGCAUCAAUACUCUGUAAAGAAAGAUAUUUAAAUACCCUGAAAGACAAACCGACGGAUGGAUGGAUAAACAAGUUUGCUGCCUGGAGAGAGGGGAGAGGGAUGGACUGAAUCUCUGGCCCACAGACAGCCAUGAAAACGGGCAGAUGUGCAGCAGAUUGCAAGCAGAGCCAGCUGUUCAACCAAUGUUAUUUCCCUCUCACUUGUAAUAAUAUCCAGGUCAGUGGGCUGGGAAAUACAAACCCGUCGCUCCGAAGGAUGUAAAAAGGAAGAAUUCUUGGACAAGAUACAAAACUUUGCCCGCUGCACAUGUGGAGGAUGUACUGACUACGAUUCACACGUGCACGCUUGUUGUCACAGAAGCUCUCAAACAGGAAUUGAAGUCAUCGGCGAGACCGUCGAAUCACUCGGAGCUGGAAAACUUACAGUAUGGAGAACUCAUUCUGUGCCCCAGACUGCUCCCCUCCUGUCUCAACUCUGAAAAAAACAUUUUCAUCUUUCUCCAUGUUCUUAUUCUUUUUUCUGUAGGUGUCAUGGUGUUUUAAGACUUCUGUCCUGUGGUGUCACCAAUGGUUAUUUAUUGUAUAUGUGUUGGACAAUUGUGACAAUGCAUAGUACUUCAACCAGUCACAACUCCUUCAUAGCUCUCUCUCUCUCUCUCUCUCUCUCUCUCUUUAGCGAAAAGAGAUAAAAAAAAAGAAGUGUUAUCUUUCUUUUUUUUCCAAGCUGCUUUUCUAUUCUGUGUGUAAGUGGUAGAUCCCUCGUAGUUCUAUAAGUUUUACUUCGUCCUCAAGAAAAGACACAAGCUAUAUCUCAGAGCUGCUACUUGAGUCCGACCCAGAUCUUUUCUGAGAACGAGCAUGUUGCGCGGAAUGCUAACCUAAAUGUUUUGUACAAGGGACAUACAUAAUUGUAUUUGCACUGUCACAGAGGUUAUUUCGGCAUGCUUCUUUUCAGCAUACUUGUGUUGUCGGUAUAGAGCCAUAACUCAUCAACCAGUUUGUAUGUAGUGAUAGCAUUAUCUGUUUUCACAUUUUUUGGGAAGGGGGGGAGAAAAGUGUUGGAAAAAUGUAAAAUCGCCAAACCCACUUUUAUUUCCCCCCUUCUCAACAUGAAAAGCGGCCAUAACAAUUUUUUUUUUUUUUGGAAUAGUUACAGACAGUGCAUGCACAUUACUGAACGUUUGUUAAAUAUUUGUUAUUUUUUAGAAAAACUGAAAAAAAACGACCAAAAAAAGUAAAAAAAAUACAAAAAAAAUAUUCUAACAAACUAACUUUCCAAAUGCAGAGGUGUAGACUCCGAUUGACAGCUUUAACACUGCAAAGCACCAGGUAACACACAGUAUUAACACAAGAGAUAAACAAAAAAAACACCAAAAACAGCCAAAGACUGACACCAAGGACCAAAAUCCUGAUUUAAGCGAUUUUCAAAAGAGGUUUGUUCACACAUAUUUAUUUCUGCAGGUUUUGUUCACACAUUCAUGGAACAACUUCAGUGUCAUAAAAGUCAUUUAUUUUACCAACGGCACUCAUCUUACAUUGUGAAAUGAGAAGGUGUGAAUUUAACAUAACGAGCAUUUUCACGACAGUGUUACAUUUUAACUGGAGCAAUAAUAACUAAUGAACACUGAUGACUUCUGUGACCAUUUUGAAGGACACUUUUCAGAUAUUUUUGGAUCUUGUUUUGUACAUUUUCUCAUUACACAAAUGUCAGAUAAAAAGUGGCCAUUUCAGCUUUAAGCAGUUAAGUUCUUUAUUCUUAAAGAGGUGAAUGUGAGACUGGGCUUUCACACCAAUGCCAUUUGCAGUUUUGUAUUUAUUUAUAUCAAAGUAUGUCAUUUUUUUUGCCGUUGGGAUAGAUAAUCAGUCGCAGCUUUGUUGUAAACCUUCAGUGUAAAUCAAACAGACCUCUCAUUCGCAGUAAGAGAGCACUUAUCCUGACGCACACAAAGGCUCUUCACCCCAAACACCCUUGGUGCUACACAGAAGCGCGUUACAAAUUCUGACCUCAAGGAACAAGUGGAGGCCCACAAAGGUUCUGGGCUGUUUGCUCCCUCUGUACUUCCUCAUCUCUCCCUUCUCGUUUAAAUAAGAUACACACCUGCAUUCUUGACUCUAAAGGGUUAAACGAUCCAAAAAGGUGUCUGACACCCGACUAGCGACUCCUCAGAAGCUGUGAAGAAGCAGCCAAGCUGUUUUAACACUAGUGUAUUUGAAAGUAUACAAUAAACGACAUGUGUGUUCAUCACUAUCAGGGCAAAACCUGGGUUAAAAAAAAAAGAAAAAAAAGACAAACAUUAUUGCUCAAUGAUUCUUUGAGAAGCUCUAUUUUUUUCUUUCUUCCCUCCUCUAUGUGUGUUUUGCUACAAAUUUCCUCGGUGGCAAACAAGUCUCACUCUACCUCUUACAGCACGAUAAGAGCAUCAGUCGCGGCGCUGAUACUGGUCUAGUCUAAACCAAAUGGGCACAAGAGAACAGGAAAAUAAAAAACCCAAAGUCGAAGCUCAUACAGCUGCAAAACCAUAUCACUACUUGGUAACAAUGCAGACCUCAUAAAUAAAUGAAACAUAAAUGAAUAGAAAUGAGAAAAAAAAAAAAACUUUUGUUAUGUUCCUUUAUGCCUGUGGCAUUUUUAGAGUACAUCAAGAGUGAAUUGUUUGAACAGAUUUUAAAAAAUUGUGCUAAUUUUAAAGAAAAGUGUCGUCGAUUCCUAUUUCGAUGAUACAAGCUAGGGUCACAGAUAAGAAAUGUUUCUCUCUCGCUCUUUUUUUUCUCUCCUGUUUUCCCCUCCACCUUUUUCUCCUCUUCUCUUCUCUGUUGUGAAGACACGCUAUGAAGCGCUUGUCGACUUGUCAGCGGGGGUAAAUUCAAAAGAGGGGGAAUAUACAAAAGCUUGUAAAAAAUACUAAAAUGGAAAAAAAAUAAAGGCUAAAAAUUCAGGCAUGCCUGUUUUUCACAAUAGGAGGAAAUUUUAUUUAAAUUUCCUACUUAUCCAGAAACAUUUGGGGCAAUGUGUGGGGCCGACAGUGAGCAGCGAAGGCCGUAGCAUUAAUCUGGGGGAGUGAGUUGAACUUCAGGGGUGGGAGGGAUUUUUUUGUUUUUUGGGGGGGGGGUUCUCUUGAGAAAAUUUAUUGUGAAAAAAAGAGCUCAAAUGAUUUGAAGUUGUUGUGCAAUACUUAAUUGAGACAUGAAAACCACAGGUUAGUGGUAGGCUGACGCUGGGCGGUCUCUCCAUCGCCUGGAGUCAGUGUCCUCUAGAGAGCUUUCCAGUCUACUAUGUCAGAACUGUGGUUUCUUGUUGAUUUUUUUUUUCUUUUUGUUUCUUUUUUUUAAUUCUUUUUUUGGGCUGUAAACUAUGGUCUGUCAGUCUGUGAAACUUUGCAGUAUAAUUCUGGUAUUGUUGUUCUCUUAACGGUGUAAUAAAUAUGUUAAUACCUGC
Molecule: messenger RNA, 6681 nt
Organism: Sebastes umbrosus (honeycomb rockfish)
Lineage: Eukaryota; Metazoa; Chordata; Actinopteri; Perciformes; Sebastidae
Gene: runx1t1
Product: RUNX1 partner transcriptional co-repressor 1
Exons: 11
Coding region: 806-2686 (626 amino acids)
Biological process (GO): negative regulation of DNA-templated transcription; DNA-templated transcription
Cellular component (GO): nucleus
Molecular function (GO): transcription corepressor activity
Source: RefSeq, a predicted model, not a curated record